Messenger RNA from Trypanosoma brucei brucei TREU927, 1563 nucleotides. Its product is annotated as RNA-binding protein, putative. Gene Ontology annotation, cellular component: nucleus. Lineage: Eukaryota; Euglenozoa; Kinetoplastea; Trypanosomatida; Trypanosomatidae. The record is from RefSeq and is a predicted model, not a curated record. The transcript has a single exon. Gene Ontology annotation, biological process: protein peptidyl-prolyl isomerization. Gene Ontology annotation, molecular function: RNA binding; peptidyl-prolyl cis-trans isomerase activity. The coding region runs from base 1 to 1563 and encodes 520 amino acids.
AUGCCAAGUUCGUCGUUGUCGAGUCCCCAUCCUCUCGUUACUGCAGCAAUUCUUCUUGAAACGUCUCUGGGAGAACUUGUAGUUGAUUUGUAUGGCGCAGAUUGUCCCGUAGCCACGGCGGAGCUCGUGAACUUGUGCCGCUGCAAGUACUUCAACGGCUGCAUAGCUACCGAAGUAGUACCAGAUAAUGUCAUGAUAUUGGCCCACCCAGUUGAGGAAUUACGGCGGCAGACAUUUGCUUCGCUUCUUGAAGCGAGUGGUCAAUGUCAUCAACUAGGGGGCGAUACGGCAUCAGAUGGGCGUGCGGUGAAACAAUUAAUAUAUAAUGAAUGGAAACGGAUGCGAAGGCACACCGCACAGUUAAGGCGCAACAGUGGUGCUAGCGGAAAAGCUGAAGCGGGCCGUUUGGAGUUUGUCCCCCAGUCAGCCUCGAAUGCCGUUGGGGCGAUACGCCGUAGUGGACUUUUAUUACUGGAGGUUCCAAAAGUGGACGGUGGAGGCAGUAAUGAUGAAGUUUCUCCAAAGAUGCAACUACUUAUUACCCUCAGCAACCGUCACCAAGACUAUUUCGAAGAUAACUUUAUGGUGUUAGGUGAAGUGCGUGAAGGAAAUAAUGUCGUGGAGAAGAUGCGUGUAGCACCACACAGACGGUUGACAUCUGUGUCCGGAAUCACGACCCGGCCGUCUCGACUUAUACGAAUUAGGCACAUGACCGUCUUGCCCACGGCUGGGACUGAUGCUUUUGCUGAUAUCUCGCACCGGGACAGGAGGAAGACAAUGGAAGAAAAUAAUCUCUCUUCCCGUCUGGCACAGGUUGGUUGCUUUCGUCAUUGGGCAACGCUGGGGGCAGUGCAGGCAGCAAACAAAGGCCUCGUUUCGUUACUUAAAAGAGAAGCUUCCAAAAGCACUGCCCGUAAAGGUAGGAAGGGUUCCAGCGAUGAAACGGAGUCAUUCAGUGGGUGUGAGUUUCUUGUUAUUCCCGAAGACUCUGCACAAGGGGGCGCCCGCAAUUUUCCCAACCAUGAUACGAACAAUGGGGAUGAUUACGACAUUUUGUCGGUGAAGUAUAAUUCACAUUUUCAUGGCGACUAUCUUAGUUCUGACGAUGAUACUGACGGGGAUGGCAAUUUUGGGUCCCGUAAGGAGCGUGAGAAACGACAGCAGGAAAAAAUGCGCCUCCAUCAGGACAAGCUUAACGAAACUCGUGCACUCACGCUGAACCUACUUGAUGGUAUUGGGGAUGCAUCCGGUGAGCUGAAGCCGGAGGGAAACGUACUGUUUGUGUGCAGACUAAAUCCACUAACAACGAGUGAAGGUUUGGAAAUGUGUUUUUCUCAGUUUGGUAAGGUUAAGUCGGUGCAGGUGAUACGGGACUCCAAGACGGGGGAUUCAUUAUGCUAUGGGUUCGUUGAAUUUGCUGAUGAAGAGACAUGCUAUAGAGCACAUCAGAAGAUGGACAACGCACUCAUUGACGAUCGGCGCAUUCAUGUGGAUUUCUCUCAAUCCGUUUCAAAACUAUGGAUGGAGAAGCAACGUGAAUUGCGCAAGAGGGUGCGCCAAUAA